AUGACGGAUUGUGUCGUUUUCACUGAUCAAGUGAAGGAUCCGACAUUGAACUUGCCAGUUAUCGUAUUUUUCUCCGUACUGUACAGUGUCGAAUUUUUAUUUGGCGUCAUCGGAAACGUUGGAGUGAUUAUUUUCACAUUCAACAACAGGAAACUGCAAACUGUGCAGAAUAUGUUCAUAUUGAACUUGGCGCUUGCUGAUCUUAUUGUUUGCAUCUUUUCCCUGCCAAUUACUCCAAUCACAAGUAUUCAUAAAAACUGGUAUUUCGGUGACCAAAUGUGUCAUUCACUACCAUGGAUACAGGGAGCCAGCGUCUUUGUCGCCACAUUCAGCCUCACAUUGAUCGCUGUUGAUCGAUACUUUAUGGUUGUCACUCCGCACAAGAAAAGAAUGACUCAAGUGCAAGCUCGUUUUGUGAUGGUCUGUUUGUGGUUGGUAGCGAUCCUCAUUACGCUGCCUUAUUCAUGGUACAUGGCUCUCGUUGAGUACGAUGGGCUUUGCGGCAAAUUCUGCACUGAAGCGUGGCCAAACGUGCCAACUCGACGAGCUUAUACGGUUUUUGUGUUGGUUGCUCAAUUUUUCGUACCUUUUCUGAUUAUGUUCUAUUGUUAUUCGAGGAUUUUCAAACAUCUCAGGCAGAGAACUCAAGCAAAAAUUAGGAAGAUGAAUGAACGAACACUCAUAUUAACCGCGUCAGUCCCUGUUCUGAGCACAGUACAACGGAAAAUGGACUCGAAGAUGGACGUACUUGAGCAGUGCCGUCGGAGAUGCAUUCUGCUGCAGCAAACUCGUAAAAAUACAAUUCAGCGACGGCGUUGUGUUUAUGCGCGGAGAGACGGACUAUUCGUAUAUAGCCAGCCUUAUAUCGCACAGUGCGGCAAUGACAAGCAUUAUGACGAAUCCUGUGCUUUAUGGUUUGCUGAAUCGUGGCCUUAUGUCACAUAUACGACAUGGAUGGAGAAACUCGUUGCGAAAAUUCAAGCGAAGUGA
Molecule: messenger RNA, 990 nt
Organism: Necator americanus (New World hookworm)
Lineage: Eukaryota; Metazoa; Nematoda; Chromadorea; Rhabditida; Ancylostomatidae
Exons: 10
Coding region: 1-990 (329 amino acids)
Biological process (GO): G protein-coupled receptor signaling pathway
Cellular component (GO): neuron projection; plasma membrane
Molecular function (GO): neuropeptide binding; neuropeptide Y receptor activity
Source: RefSeq, a predicted model, not a curated record